This is a messenger RNA of Sinocyclocheilus grahami, 623 nucleotides long. RefSeq names its product leukemia inhibitory factor receptor-like. Lineage: Eukaryota; Metazoa; Chordata; Actinopteri; Cypriniformes; Cyprinidae. The transcript is spliced from 4 exons. The annotation marks the transcript as partial. The record is from RefSeq and is a predicted model, not a curated record. Gene Ontology annotation, molecular function: protein binding.
GCGUAACUACGGUGGUCCAGGUUUAUCUUCUGUGGUGCUGGAGGGUUUGUGGCCAGAUUCGGACUACACUGUGACUUUACGCUGUGGCUCUAAGCACAGUUUCUGGAAGUGGGGUGAUGAGAGCGGCCCCUAUAGAAUCCACACUAAAAUGGACCGUCCUGAUGCUCUUGAUGUCUGGAUGUGGAUGGACAGCAGUAACACAGGACGUGUUUUUUGGAAACCUCUGUCUGUGAGAAAACGUCACGGUGCGUUAGACGGCUACGAGGUUUCUCGGAGCUCAGCAGAGGAAGACGGCUGGACAACGGUUUCUCUUCCUCCUGGGAACUUUAGCUAUCCCAUCAUCCUUAACAACAGUAGUGACAUCACCGUUGCCGUGGCAGCGCGAAAUCCAGCUGGUCUCUCUCAGCCUUCCACUGUGACCACACCAGCAUACAGAGCAGAUCCCCAGCUGUCUGUGUCUGAGCUGCUCGGCACAAAUGGAUCAUUUGUCCUCUCCUGGGAGCUUAAUGUCAAUGCGAGCAGCGGGUACGUGGUGGAGUGGUUCCCGACUGGCUGCAGUGGACUCUGCCCCGUUGACUGGAAGAAACUUCCAGAAUCAGACAGCAGCUUCACAGUGAACUCAG